This is a messenger RNA of Ustilago hordei, 2292 nucleotides long. RefSeq lists its product as uncharacterized. The record is from RefSeq and is a predicted model, not a curated record. Gene Ontology annotation, cellular component: fungal-type vacuole membrane. The coding region runs from base 1 to 2292 and encodes 763 amino acids. Gene Ontology annotation, molecular function: oligopeptide transmembrane transporter activity. The transcript has a single exon. Lineage: Eukaryota; Fungi; Basidiomycota; Ustilaginomycetes; Ustilaginales; Ustilaginaceae.
AUGCGGUCAGCAUCGAUAGAAGCCGGCACGGCCUCCAGCUCACAAACAACCGCUCAAGACCAGCAACGGCUACUCGACCCGAACUCCAGCAGCCAGCACACCGAUGGCGAUGAUGACUUCACAAUACGCGCCGUCCUAGCUGGCUUGCUGAUUGGCUGCUUACUCGCAUUCACCAACCUCUAUCUGGGUCUACAGUCAGGAUGGAUCAGCAUGAUGUCCCUCCAAAGCUCGCUUUUAGGGUUUGCACUAUUUCGCAUCAUUCCACGCCAUAUCGACCUAUCUGGUCGACGGUUUGUGCUCAUGUCAACACCUUUUACGCGACAAGAGAACGUUUUGGUACAAACAACAGCAGCAGCCGUGGGAGUGAUGCCCUUGUCUGCAGGACUGGUGGGUGUGAUUCCAGCACUGAACAAGCUGACGUGGGAGAAGGAUGGGAGUGGUCCGAUUGAUUUGGACUUCUUGCAGCUGUUGGGGUGGUGCUUUGCGCUGGCCUACUUUGGAGUCUUCUUUGCAAGUCCACUGCGAGAGCCGAUGAUCGUGAAGGAGAAACUGACGUUUCCGAGUGGCACAGCGACUGCGCAGUUGAUUGGGGUGCUGCAUAAUAAGCCGCUGAUUGGGAUAGCCAGCUCGACGGCUGCAAAUGGAGUGAAUCGUGGUCAGGUUAGGAGAUGCAGUCAUGCACAAUCAGGCGACGUCCAAGGCGAACAAGACACCGAGAGAACGGCCUUGCUCAGCAGUCAAGAUCAUUCCCAAAGCUACGAGGAUGGCGACAACCGCAACGACGAGACUGGCAGCAAGGACGGCAUCGACAACUCAAAAGGCUGGAAGGCGCUAGCAUGGUCCUUUUCAGGAUCGGCAGGCUUCACCAUCCUCUCGUACUAUAUUCCAGUGUUGUACGCCAUGCCGCUGUUCGACUUUCUCCCUCCGCACAACCUGGCUUCGAUGUGGGGAUUCUGGUUUACACCUUCGCUUAAUUACAUCGGUCAAGGCAUCAUCAUGGGCUUGCCGACCACGGUGAGCAUGGCAGCCGGUGCAAUCGUGGGAUGGGCAGUGCUUAGCCCUCUAGCGUACUACAAGGGAUGGGCACAGGGACAUCCACUGGACUCGGAGAACGGAAGCAAAGGAUGGAUUCUGUGGAUCAGCUUGGCCAUCAUGUGUUCGGAGAGUAUUGUGGGCCUAGCCGCUUUGGUUGCAAGCAACGGGAUUCGCGAUCUGCACAGUAUGGCAGCUAAGAAGAAGAGGCGGCAGGAGCAUGACGAUCAUGAUGACGGAGAACAGCAAGGGAAUGAGGGUGAAGAGGCAGACAAGGAUCACGAGCCGCCGCAUCGACAAACUCCCAAGACGUGGGUGGUCAGCGGUCUAGUCGGAUCGACAUUGAUAGCUGUAAUGCUGAUCUACAUCGCAUUCGGACCAGAAGGCAUCUCGCCUUGGGCUACGUUGCUGGGCAUCAUACUCGCAUCGCUGUUUGCCAUCCUGGGUGUGCGUGCUCUUGGAGAGACCGAUCUGAACCCUGUCUCGGGCAUCGGCAAGAUCUCGCAACUAAUCUUUGCUCUGGUUCAACCGGGCAAUGUGGUAGCCAACUUGAUCGCAGGAGGUAUCUCGGAAGCAGGCGCCAUGCAGGCAGGAGACUUGAUGCAAGACUACAAGACAGGUCACCUGGUGGGUGCAUCACCAAGAUCGCAAUUCAAAGGCCAGCUGAUUGGAAGUACACUCGGCAUUUGGAUCAGCAGCUUUGCAUAUAAGCUCUACACGAAUGCAUACGAGAUCCCUGGACCGCAAUUCCCUGCACCAACGGCGGCCGUGUGGCUCAACUUGGCGAGACUGGUCAACAACGGCCAUCUGCCCGACAAAGUCGACAUCUUCAUGAUUGUGUUUGGCGCCAUCUUUGCGGUGUCAGGAUUGAUCAAGACUCUGGCGAGGAGCAAGGCGCUGCGACAGGAGGGUGGCCAGGUCGGGAGAAGCACUGCUGGUAAGGUGGCCAAGUUGGUACCGAGCGGUAUUGCAUUUGCUGUUGGCAUGCUCAACACGCCCAACUUUUCGUUGGCAAGGCUGGCGGGUGGCUUGACUGCGCACUGCUACUACUCAAGGCGGAGUGCAUCUGCAGCCAGCUCAGCGGCUUCUUCGUCCAAGACACCUGCCGCUUUGGCAGGGAUCGGCAUCAUCAUCGUGGCAAGCGGUUUCGUGUUGGGAGAAGGAGCAGCUAGUAUCGUGACAUUGUUGCUGAAGCAGAAUAGUGCGCAAGCAUGGACGUGUGCGGGCUGCAGGGGAGGAUGCGCAGGUGGAUGUUCAUAG